Pneumocystis murina B123 is the source of this 249-nucleotide messenger RNA. RefSeq names its product ribosomal protein L30. Gene Ontology annotation, biological process: translation. The record is from RefSeq and is a predicted model, not a curated record. The coding region runs from base 1 to 249 and encodes 82 amino acids. The transcript is spliced from 2 exons. Gene Ontology annotation, molecular function: structural constituent of ribosome. Gene Ontology annotation, cellular component: large ribosomal subunit; mitochondrion. NCBI's taxonomy places the organism in Eukaryota, Fungi, Ascomycota, Pneumocystomycetes, Pneumocystales, Pneumocystaceae.
AUGGGAUAUUUUAAAAUAACACUUCAGAGAUCUUCUAUUGGUUUGCCAAAAAAUAUUAAACGCACAUUAUUAUCAUUAGGUUUGCGUAAAAGAUUAUCAACGGUUUAUCAUAGCAUUUCACCUGUAACAGCUGGAAAGAUUUUAAAGGUUAAGGAGCUUGUUUCUGUUGAAGAAGUAGAUAAACGUUUGACUUCUAUUGAAAUGAAAAGACUUAGACGUCCUGAUAAAGGUUAUUAUGUAGAAUCAUAA